Molecule: messenger RNA, 816 nt
Organism: Candidozyma auris
Lineage: Eukaryota; Fungi; Ascomycota; Pichiomycetes; Serinales; Metschnikowiaceae
Exons: 1
Coding region: 1-816 (271 amino acids)
Source: RefSeq, a predicted model, not a curated record
AUGAAGUUGACCAACUUGCUUGCCCUUUCUGCCUCAGUGAUUACCCUUGCUGAAUGUACGCAGCAGCCAGAUAACGACAUUCAAAAAAGAGAACCGAAGAACGUCGCCAACUUGGACUACCUCUUCCAGCAAUAUGAGCAAGACCAUAAGGGAGAAGAUUCAGAUGAAAAAGUUAAAAGAAAAAAUGUGGCUGACUUGUCGAACCUAGAACAUCUUCUCGAGGAUGAACAGGAGUCAGUCGAGAAGGACUCGAAGAUCAAGCGUGAUGGUAUUCAGGGCAAACAAGCCCGCAGAGUUUUUGACCCCAAGAGCUUCUUCCAUGCGAAGAUGAAGCGGUCCCAGAAGGUGAUCAAAACAUAUGAGAGCUCAUCUGUGAAUAAUGUGCUUACGCAGGUGCGGGAUGUCUCUGUUUUUGCAGGUUACUUGAGGGACUCGGAAAAGAUCUUGAAGCAAUUACACAAGAAUAGGUUUGCAGUUAUUAUUGCCCCCUCUGACCAUGCGCUUUCGAGCAAGCUUGGGGGCCGCAAGCCUUGGGAAUUUCCCAGAGAUCCCAAUGACGAGAACGACGCUGCGGCCAACAUUCAAGAUUUCGUCAAGGCUCAUUUGGUGAAAUUUGAGGGAGAGCUUUCUGAGAUCCAGGAUGAAGUUGCACUUUUGCUGUUUGACGGUCAGACGAUUGUGAUAAGGCACGAUGCUGCAACCGACUCUUUUAGAGUUGAGAAGGGUGAUUCUUGGACCGACGUGGUUGCAGUGUACUACGCUGAUGACGGUGCAGUGCUUGUCAUUGACGACAGCCUUGUGAAGCCACAGAACUAA